This is a messenger RNA of Venustampulla echinocandica, 768 nucleotides long. Its product is annotated as S-adenosyl-L-methionine-dependent methyltransferase. The record is from RefSeq and is a predicted model, not a curated record. The coding region runs from base 1 to 768 and encodes 255 amino acids. The transcript is spliced from 3 exons. Lineage: Eukaryota; Fungi; Ascomycota; Leotiomycetes; Helotiales; Pleuroascaceae.
AUGUCUGACCAUACGGCAGUGGAAUCUAAUCGUUCUCAUUGGGACGAAAAUGCUUCUACAUAUAACUCUAAAUUUGAAAAGACAAUACUUCAAAUCAUCGCCGAGGUCCAAGCACGACUAGAUUGGAUCGGAGUAGACUGGAUAGAGGACUCCUCCGGAAACGAAACGUCGGAAUCGUCCUCAAAAGGUCCAACGAAAGAAGUCCGGUUGUUGGACUAUGCCUGUGGCACUGGUCUAGUAUCACGUGCACUCGCGCCCCACGUAACUCAAUGCGUUGGCAUUGAUCUGUCAGAGGGCAUGGUGGACGAAUAUAACAAGACCGUCGAGAACCAAGGCAUUCCACAUUCAGAGAUGUUCGCUCAGGUGGGGAAUCUGCUCGAUGAGUCCGACCCUUCACCAGCAGCAUUGUCUGGACCGGAAUUUUACAACUUCGAUAUCGCGGUUGUUGGACUUGGAUUUCACCAUUUUGACAAACCAUCCUUUGCGGCGAAACAAUUGGCUGCUAGGUUGAAGCCUGGCGGAGUGCUACUGAUCAUUGACUUUUUACCGCAUGGGGAUCACAAACAUAAUCACGAUCACCCGGCUGCUCACACGGUAACUCAUUUGGGCUUCUCGGAGGAGGCAGUCAAGACGAUGUUUGAGGAGGCGGGAGUUGGGGGGAGAUUUGAAUAUGAUGUGGUGGGAAAGGGAAUUGUUUUUCACGGUGUGAAGGAGGAGGGGAAUACGAUGUCUCGGAGCGUAUUCAUGGCGCGGGGGUUCAAGUUGUGA